AUGGCCGCAUAUUGGCACCACGACCUGUGCCAAUUUGUUGGAAAUGUUGUGGUUGGUUUCAUCUUCUUGGUAACGGGGAUUUGCUGCAUCAGUAGUCCCCGCGCAUGGCUGUUCCGGUUGGUGGCCUCGGUGGCAGUGUGGGUGGCCGAUGCCGAAGCCGCUCAGUCUACCUACCCCACCCACCCCACCGAGGCCACCGAGGCAACGAAGACCGAGAAGAGACUGAGAGCCCGGGUGAGGGCCCGGGAGAUCGAAAAGAAACGCCAUGAAAAAGAAGUCCGCCGCCUGGACGCUCAACUGGCGACUGUCUCCUGGGGUAUCAAGGAAUCCCUGCUUGCGAAGGAUCAGGUGAUAGUCGAGUGCCGCCAGUGGCGACGCAAGUUCGAGGACCUGGAACACCUAAAGCAGCAGGCCCUGGAAAAUCCCGUUCGCGGGAUGCAGGGGCGUCCUCGUUGGGCUCCGGCCAAAAAGUACGGAGUUGUGAAGCGGGAACUUGGUCGGUCGACAAAAACAUUCACUGCCAUUGCGCAGGUGGCUAUUGUCAAUGCGGCGUGGGAGUCGAAGUUGGUCGGGUUCGAGAGCAAGGCUCGAGACUAUCAGAUGAAGGCGACCCUCGCUAUCACUCACGAGCUGGCCCAGCAGCAAGUGAGGGAUGCGGUGGCAAGCACGAUGCUGUUCGCUGACCACAAGCAUGAGGAGGUUGUCAAGUUGCUAAAGCAGACUCAUAACGAGGAGCUUAUGGCAGUCAAGGCUGGCCACGAGAAGGAAUCAGUGAAGGAAACAUCGGCAGUCAAGGCAGAGGUAGAGGUUGCGCGAGCCCAGCAGCGUGAGGCGGCUAAGAGAGCGGGACAGGAAGCAACCCACCGAAAGGAAGAACUCGUUGCCAAGGAAGCGCAGCUGGGCGAGCUGCAGGCCGCCAAUACCAGGAUUGCCGGUGACCUUCGGGUCAAGGAGGAAGCAUACAAUCGACUUGAGAGUGAGAGGGACCAGCUCAAGAGUGAGAGGGACGGCUUGCUAACAGCCGGCGAGCGUCUACAAACCCGGUAUGACAGACUGAAGACCGAGGCAGACGAACUCGUGAGGGAUUUAAAGGUCCUUGAGGAUGAUAAUAUAGAGCUGAAGGAAGCAGCGGAUUACCUCGCUGGCGAAGGCAAGAAAUUCCAGCAGGAGAUAGAACAAUUGAAGGACGACAACCGAGGCUUGCUGGAGAACAACACGGAGCUGCUCUGUCAGACAGUAGUAUCCGACCUCGACCUCCGGCAGACUCGGGGCAGAGUGGGCAACCUCGAGCGGCAGGUAGCGGAUUUGGAGACCGCCGACAUCACCGUGGCGGUUAGCGGCAUGGGGACGGGUGGAGCUCAGCGCUGA
Molecule: messenger RNA, 1368 nt
Organism: Penicillium crustosum
Lineage: Eukaryota; Fungi; Ascomycota; Eurotiomycetes; Eurotiales; Aspergillaceae
Exons: 4
Coding region: 1-1368 (455 amino acids)
Source: RefSeq, a predicted model, not a curated record